AUGGUGCUUAUUUCGAGUUACGUUAUUCCAAUUUAUGCAUUUCUACUCACUGGGACAUGGAUCCCUCCUGGUGAAGAUCCAAACUCCUUCGUGAACAAAUUAGCAAAUGAGGCAUGCACCAUGAAUGACGUAACACCAAUGCUUAGUUUCUCAGGAUCACUUCCGGGGCUUACCAUACUCAUGGGCCAGUUUGCCAUGGACCAUAACGCAUUGUUUCUUUGUGAGAGACGAAAGAACGAGACGGAAUUGGAGAUGAUGCAAUCGGGCGAUUAUUUGUUUGAGGAGAUGACUGCUACCAUCUUUAGAUCGUUCGGUUUGGAUGCAGCAUUUUUUAAGGAGCUCUUCCGUUAA
This is a messenger RNA of Caenorhabditis remanei, 351 nucleotides long. RefSeq lists its product as uncharacterized. NCBI's taxonomy places the organism in Eukaryota, Metazoa, Nematoda, Chromadorea, Rhabditida, Rhabditidae. Bases 1 to 351 code for a protein of 116 amino acids. The transcript has 2 exons. The record is from RefSeq and is a predicted model, not a curated record.